Penicillium angulare is the source of this 243-nucleotide messenger RNA. RefSeq lists its product as uncharacterized. Lineage: Eukaryota; Fungi; Ascomycota; Eurotiomycetes; Eurotiales; Aspergillaceae. The record is from RefSeq and is a predicted model, not a curated record. The transcript has a single exon. Bases 1 to 243 code for a protein of 80 amino acids.
AUGAUGGCUUGGCCUAACGGGGGAAAGAUUGGAAAGAUUAGAAACACCAUCGGCGAACCAUUUUCAGCAAAGGAGGAGAAAGACUCCCGUGCCACCCAACCACCCCUGAGCGGAUCAACCGAGAUCCAAGCUCAUCGAUUUGCUCCGCUAGUUAGUGCCACUACCGGCCCCGGAUCGACUGGGCCAGAGGACGUUAAGCGUCAAUACGGCGUGAGUUAUGUACUAGACCAGGGUCGGCAGUAG